UCGGGCCAGCGUGGUCUUCGUGACGGCUCUCGUGCCGGCGACGAUCGCGUGCAUCGAGGCGGCGCUCGAGGCGGGCAAGGACUGCCACACGGCAGCGAUGAGGCUGCGCGGGGAGCACAGCAAUGACGAGAGCGUGGACACGGCGAAGCCGGGGAGCCCUCAUCUACACGUGUGGAAAGAUUCGGUACGAGCGCUCCUCGGGAGUACCGAGGAAGGAAAAGCGAGAGAGAUUCUGACGGACUACUGGCGGAACCACAUCAUGCAGUACGAACUACAGGACAUGGCAGCGGAUGUGAAGUACUUUCGAGUGCGAGUACCGCAGGGCAAAGAGAAGAAGAAGAAUAAGAAGAAGAAGAAGAAGAAGAAGAAGAGCAAGCGCAUGGAGGGCAAGGUGAGAUCGCAGUGGGCGCUGGCGACGACAAACAAGAAAGCGGCGGAGCUGGACGGCGUGCUGCGCAGGGAGCUCACUCGUCAGGGAGCGGAGAUCACGAUCGGAGCAGCGCCGAGAGGAGUCUUGGAGAGGGACGCCAGAGCGUUCUUGAACAAGCUCGACGGAGGCUCCCAGCAGUAG
Prorocentrum cordatum is the source of this 571-nucleotide messenger RNA. The record is from the annotation of a GenBank genome assembly. NCBI's taxonomy places the organism in Eukaryota, Dinophyceae, Prorocentrales, Prorocentraceae.